CAACGUGAGGCCCGCCUUCCCCCUGCCUCAGUCUUGGAAACCCCGUGCGCGGCUGAGGGCAGCCUCUUUCCGGUGUCCGCCAUUCCGCAAGCAGGUCGUGGGUGCAGCCGUCGCCGGCGGCCCCGCUCGAACCGACAGCGCCGCCGCCAUGCAGAUCUUCGUGAAAACCCUGACGGGGAAAACCAUCACCCUUGAGGUUGAACCGUCUGAUACUAUAGAAAAUGUCAAAGCCAAGAUUCAGGAUAAGGAAGGGAUUCCUCCUGACCAACAACGUCUGAUUUUUGCUGGAAAACAAUUGGAAGAUGGACGUACUCUUUCUGAUUAUAACAUUCAAAAGGAGUCUACUCUGCACCUUGUGCUGAGACUUCGGGGUGGUGCAAAGAAGAGAAAGAAGAAGUCUUACACUACUCCUAAGAAGAACAAGCACAAGAGAAAGAAGGUCAAACUUGCUGUCCUUAAGUACUACAAGGUGGAUGAAAAUGGCAAAAUUAGCCGCCUACGCCGAGAGUGUCCCUCAGAAGAAUGUGGAGCUGGAGUAUUCAUGGCUAGCCACUUUGACAGGCAUUACUGUGGCAAGUGCUGCUUGACAUACUGCUUCAACAAACCAGAAGACAAGUAAUGUGUCUUUUGUAAUAAAAAUUGCCUUUAAACAUU
Varanus komodoensis (Komodo dragon) is the source of this 654-nucleotide messenger RNA. It is a transcript of the gene RPS27A, whose product is annotated as ribosomal protein S27a. Lineage: Eukaryota; Metazoa; Chordata; Lepidosauria; Squamata; Varanidae. Gene Ontology annotation, molecular function: protein tag activity; structural constituent of ribosome; ubiquitin protein ligase binding. The record is from RefSeq and is a predicted model, not a curated record. Gene Ontology annotation, biological process: translation; protein ubiquitination; modification-dependent protein catabolic process. The transcript is spliced from 6 exons. The coding region runs from base 149 to 619 and encodes 156 amino acids. Gene Ontology annotation, cellular component: nucleus; cytoplasm; ribosome.